Staurois parvus is the source of this 398-nucleotide messenger RNA. The record is from the annotation of a GenBank genome assembly. NCBI's taxonomy places the organism in Eukaryota, Metazoa, Chordata, Amphibia, Anura, Ranidae.
CCAGAUGUAUGACUGGUUCAGCCCCUCUUCCACAGCGCUUUGGGGGUGAGCCGAGUCAGUGUCAUGGGUUCCUCAACCAGGUGGGCAUUUAUUUCGAGUUAAUACCCCACGCUUUUCCGACUGAGAGGUCAAAGGUGGGUUUCCUAAUCUCGCUGCUCUCAGACAAGGCCUUGGCCUGGGCGAAUCCCUUAUGGGAAAGGAAUGACCCGGUGAUUCACGAGUUUUCUGGUUUUGUCGACGCCUUCCAUAGGGUAUUCAACGUGCCGGCUCACUCCGCCUCGGCUGCCAAGCUGCUCAAGUCCAUGCAUCAGGGUUCACGGACCGUUGCCGAGUACGCCGUAGAGUUUCGUACCCUGGCGGCAGAGGUGGCUGGAACAAUGAGGCUCUGGUGGCUGCUU